This is a messenger RNA of Lathyrus sativus (Indian pea), 378 nucleotides long. The record is from the annotation of a GenBank genome assembly. Lineage: Eukaryota; Viridiplantae; Streptophyta; Magnoliopsida; Fabales; Fabaceae.
AUGGGGGAAAUUUGGUGGUCACUUUUGGGGGCAGCAAUCCCUGUGGUUAUUGCAGGACAAGCUUUUAGACUGAAGAAAAAGAAUGCGGAAGAGCAGAGAUUAGCGAGCGCCAGGGGAAGAGAAAGGAGUUCCGAUGAGAUUUUCGUCUGCGAAAAGGUCUGUACUUCAAAGAGGAUGUUGAAAAAGGUUGGUUCUUUCUCAAAAGAUCCCAUUCCUGAUACUUGUGUUACUGUCUGUGGUGUGUCUGAUCUUGAUGCUUGUGCUGAUGCUUGUGCCCGCACUGUUUGCGUUAACCAACAUCAAGUGCCUAGCUGGAAUGACAUAUGUCUUAGGAGAUGCCAGAAUGAAUGCCUUAAACUGUCGUCUCAAUCUUCUUAG